CGCACCACAACAAUCCAGUGGGGAAGUCAUUAAAGUGCGCGCGAGUCCACUCUGUACGUGUAAUCGAUUACAGUGUGAGCGCGGAGUGCGUGCGUGUUGUAAAACUUCCAUCUGGUGCCGCGCGGCGUCUCCCCGCGCCUGUUUCUUACAGAUUCCUUUGCCGCCCGGGCGUUUUUGUUUUGUUGUUGUUUUUUGUUUUGCGGAUUCACCCUCAGCCGGUGGGCCCAUUUAAACAUGCCACGCGGCUUUCAUUUGAGCUUCGGCGAUACUUGAAAGUUUGCGCGCAAACCUGGAGAAAGGUCGUGUUUCGGGCCGGGCUUGGAGGGGCGCUCGACAGCUGUAGAGGAUCGUCCGUCCUCCCUCCUUAAACAGCGGGAGACGGUAGUUGGUCGUCCCACGCUGUUGACCCCGGUGUGAAGCGCAGGUUGCUGUUUGUCCUAAUUUAUCAUCGGUCCACAGGGCGCAUAUUGUCAUCCAAAUCUGCAGCUGAAGCCUUUCAUGAUGAGCAUGGAAGUGGACCUCGAUGGAUUAUUUAGGCAAAAUGAAACCUUCGACUAUGACGAGGACUAUUUUUAUAAGGAUGAGUUGGAGACGAGAGCCACCACAGCGGUGGUGGUCCCGGUUCUGUACUCAGUACAGAUGGUCAUAGGUCUGCUGGGGAACGGAUUCCUCCUGGCCGUUCUGGCUCAGAAGAGGCGAUCCUGGAGUAUGUCAGACACCUUCGUCCUCUACCUGAGCGUUGCAGACGUCCUGCUGCUGCUGGUGACGCUGCCUGUCUGGGCUGCACAGGCAUCUAAAAAUUGUGCCUGGUGCCUCAGCGGAUUUCUGUGCAAGAUGAGUGGAGCUGUUUUUAAUGUCAACUUCUACUGUGGGAUAUUUAUGCUGGUGUGCAUCAGUCUGGAUAGCUACCUGUCCGUCAUUCACGCCACCCAGCUGUACUCCCAGAAGAGGCCCAGGUUAGCCCAUAUCAGCUGCCUUUUGGUCUGGCUCGGCUCCUUGAUCCUCUCCAUCGCUGACUGGAUUUUCAUUGUGGCCAAAGCAGAUGAUGAGAAAGUAGUGUGUGUUCAUAAAUACUCCGUGGCACGCCUGGCCCACCACACGCUGGGCUUCCUGCUGCCUGCAGCCGCCCUCAUCAUCUGCUGCUCCUUCAUACUGCUACGCCUGCAGCGCAGAUCUGAAGGCCUCCAGAGGCAGAGGUCCAUCAUGGUCAUCCUUCCCCUGGUGGGGGUCUUCUUCCUCUGCUGGAUGCCAUACAACAUCACACUCAUUGUGGACACAGUCAGGAGCAUCUCGAAGGAACCUGACGAUGGAACUCCAGAAGGUUCCCUGGACACGGCUCUGAUGGUCACAUCUAUGUUUGGCUGCAUUCACGCCUGCCUCAGGCCUCUGCUGUAUCUCGGCCUGUGCCGAAACUUCAGGAAACAGAUUCUGGCCCUGCUGAGACGUGCUCCCGUCGAAUCUGUGGGCUCGCUGUGGGAGCUGGGUGUGGGCGAGGAAGUCCUGCCUGACCAGAAUCAGGAGGUGGGAGAGAGAGAGCCGAUGAAUGUUGACCAUCAGGUGCAGUCAACUCAGUGCUGACAGCAAAAAUGACCUCCUGUGACUCAGAGGUGACCUCAGUAAUGCUCCAGCCUCUGAGGGGAAUUCCGUGUGAGGUCAUGUCAUGAGUUCAAGGGGUAAAGGACUAAGUUGUGUAUAAUAAUAGAAAAUAGAUAUUUAUAAAAGAAUGACUCCGUCACAUUGCACUAAAAUGUGACUGUGUCAGAGCCACAUCAUGGUGACAUCUACUGUUGUACUUCUGUUUUGUAAUCACUGUUGCACACCAUCAGCUUGUCACUCCGAAUCAGUUUUUAUUCAAGUGUAAAUAUUUCUUUUAUUGUGUAUUGUUAUUUUAUUUAAGUCAAACUGUUAUUUUAUGUGAAGUAAAAAAAAAGUGUUUUCAGCUGUUCCACAACCAUCAUAAAGCACAUAAUGUUUGUGAUGUCAAGAAACAUAAGCUGUUACCUUGUUAACACACUGUAUAACUUUAUGGCUGACAGCAUAUCACAAGCUUUCACUUUUGAUUUGUCAUUUUAUCCUCAGGCAUUAAAGAGGGUGUGAAUUCCA
This is a messenger RNA of Acanthopagrus latus (yellowfin seabream), 2103 nucleotides long. RefSeq names its product C-X-C chemokine receptor type 3-like. Lineage: Eukaryota; Metazoa; Chordata; Actinopteri; Spariformes; Sparidae. Bases 499 to 1578 code for a protein of 359 amino acids. The record is from RefSeq and is a predicted model, not a curated record. Gene Ontology annotation, biological process: immune response; G protein-coupled receptor signaling pathway; chemotaxis. Gene Ontology annotation, cellular component: membrane. Gene Ontology annotation, molecular function: chemokine receptor activity. The transcript is spliced from 3 exons.